UCUCAGCUCGGGAGUCGAUCAAUCGGAGGGACGUACAGGUACAGGUGAUAGCAAAGCCAUGUCGUCGGAUGCAGGGAAGAAGGCCUAUGUUGUGGCCAUGGUGAUACAGGUGAUCUACACCGGCAUGUACGUCGUCUCCAAGGCGGCCUUGGACGGAGGCAUGAACUCCUUCGUCUUCAUCUUCUACCGCCAGGCUGCCGCCACUCUUCUCUUGGUGCCGCUCGCCAUCAUCCUCGAGAGGAGAAACGCGCCACCCAUGUCGCUGUGGUUGUUCACUAAGAUUUUCUUGUAUGCUUUACUCGGGAGCACGGUGAGCAUGAACCUUCAUAACCUGAGCCUCAAGUACACCUCCGCGACCGUGGCGUCCGCCACGAGCAACUCCAUCCCGGUGAUCACCUUCCUCUUCGCCGUCCUCCUCCACCUCGAAGCCAUCAAGCUCCGUGCCUCCUCCGGCGCCGCGAAGCUGGCCGGUGUGGCGCUCUGCGUUGGCGGCGUGCUCGUCAUCGCCCUCUACGCGGGGCCACCGCUCAGCCCGCUCAACCACCACCGCGCCUUCGCCGGCCACGCGCACGCCGGCGGCGGGAACAAGCAGGGGCAGUGGAUGAAGGGCACGUUCCUGAUGCUCCUGGCAAACGUGACGUGGUCGCUCUGGAUCGUGCUCCAGGCGCGCCUCCUCAAGGAGUACCCCAACAAGCUGCUGGUCACGGCGCUGCAGUGCCUGCUCAGCACGGCGCAGUCGCUCGCGCUGGCGGCGGCGGCGACCGCCGGGAGGCGGGACGUGUGGAGACUUCGGCUGGACGUGGGGCUUGUCGCCGUGGCGUACUCCGGGUUCGUGGUCACCGGGGUGUCCUUCUACCUGCAGGCGUGGUGCAUCGAGAAGCGCGGGCCGGUGUUCCUGGCCAUGUCCAACCCGCUGGGCCUCCUGCUCACCGUGUUCUGCUCCUCUUUCUUCCUCGGCGAGGUCGUCCACCUCGGUAGCAUCCUCGGCGGGGCGCUGCUCGUGGCAGGGCUGUACAGCGUGCUCUGGGGGAAGAGCAAGGAGCUGCCGCCGCCACCCUCGCCUUGUCUAGAUCAUGCAUCAGCAAUAAUCUGCACCGUGAAACAAGGAUCGGCUGCUAGUGAUGGUGACAUGAACAUGGAUGGGGUGAAGUUAGAGGAGAAGAGGAUCAAGCUGGAUUCACAGGUGUAGCUACAAAAAGUAUAUACAUACAUAGUUACAGAGAAGCGGCAGGCCGAUCACGAGUGAUUAGUUUCACGAGACUGAUCUGGAGAGUGACACAGUAUACUGGAGUAUGUUAAUCCACUCGCCUGAUAAAGUACAGUAGCACGAGGACAUGUAUUAAUUACUGGGAACUUCUGAACGAUCAUACGAGUGCUGGAACGCACGUGCGCAGAGGGACGACUGCUGAUGUAUGCCGAAAUUCAACUUCACAUGUAAUUUUAUCUUGGCA
Messenger RNA from Lolium rigidum, 1451 nucleotides. RefSeq names its product WAT1-related protein At5g64700-like. Gene Ontology annotation, cellular component: plasma membrane. The record is from RefSeq and is a predicted model, not a curated record. Gene Ontology annotation, molecular function: transmembrane transporter activity. NCBI's taxonomy places the organism in Eukaryota, Viridiplantae, Streptophyta, Magnoliopsida, Poales, Poaceae. The transcript is spliced from 3 exons. Bases 59 to 1189 code for a protein of 376 amino acids.